AUGGGGGUGAAUCUUGAUCAAAUCGAGUUCUACCAUGGCCCAAGUCGCCAGCCGCCUUCCACCAGUACCAAAAGCGUGACCCCCAGUCACGUUCCGGCUCACGUGCCACGAUAUUUCCAGCAGUCUUUUCCGACUGGGUUCGGCUUCCGUCCGGGACUGUGUGAGGUACCUCCAGGACAGCCACCGCAACUCACCGGUACGACUCAUGAGUGGAACAUUUUUGAUUUCGAGAUCAAUAAUGUCUACGGUCCUACUCGGCCUGACGUGACGAAAGAUGUCGAACCUCCAGUGACAACAAAUAUGCCAGCUGCCUGUGAUAUCCUGUUGGAACGUGGAACUUCCGCGCUGGAUUCCUCAGAGCCAGUGCCAUUGACAGACUCUCCCAAAACAAGCCCAUGUCUUUCAGAGUCAGAUAUGCCGGGAUAUUAUCUACCGGACGCCAUUCCUGAUACCAAAAAAACGGAGGCUUCUCCACUCUCGUGUGUGCCUUGUGUGACCGCGCCCGUGCCUGCACCCGAACAAGCGAAUCGUCCCUUUAGCGACCUGUCCGUGGUGGAUGAUUCCCAACAAGAAUCAGCCAAGCGGAAAUUAUCUAUCACGGAGCCCUCAGGCAGUUCGCACCCUGGGAACUACGAAGAUGAUACGGACCCAAGUCAGACAUCUGACCUAGGUGGGAAUUUAUGCUCCAGGGCAAACGAUACUCCGGAGCGGGAAGACUCCGGCACUGCUGAAGACACGUCAGCCCCAUCUGGCCCGUCCGCUCCGCCGACCGUGCGCUCUACUUCAGAGUGUUCUCGUGUUCUAAAGACACUGACUUCUGAUAUCCCGGUGCGCUAUCCGUCGAUAGCUGUGGUUGUACCAUCACCGUCCUGGAAGCAAGGAGCCACCAGGACAAGCACAAGGGCGGCUGCGGUAGUAUGCAAGAAGCGACUCCGCUCAGGCCGAGGCACCAGCAACCACCAAGAUGGGAACACCACCUUGUAUGACACAGAACAGCCGGGUCAAAAGAGGAAGAAACGGAGGCCUUCAAACAGGCCAUGUUCCGACCCUUCGGACUCUUCUACUCCCGUUUCAUGUCAUUGCCCUGGUGCUAUCCAGGGUGUACGCGGGAGUGCUCUCCUCACGAUCGAACCUAAUUCUGGCCUGAAACCGGCAUAUUUCUUCACUUUCGUACCCGACCCUAGCCCGAUGUUGUCUCAACCCCACACGGCGGUUGUCCCGGGGAAACAAAGACCGUACACAUCGGACGAGAAUGCGCUGCUGGUGCGGCUGAAGGAAAAAGAGGCGAUGUCAUGGUCGGAGAUUGCGAGUCACUUCCCGGGCCGAAAUAUGUCAUCCCUUCAAGUCCAUUAUUCAACCAAAUUACGCCACAAGGCCAGCUCUCGGUCUGGGAAACCGAGGAUACGCGAAUGA
Penicillium longicatenatum is the source of this 1413-nucleotide messenger RNA. Its product is annotated as SANT/Myb-like DNA-binding domain-containing protein. Lineage: Eukaryota; Fungi; Ascomycota; Eurotiomycetes; Eurotiales; Aspergillaceae. Bases 1 to 1413 code for a protein of 470 amino acids. The transcript has 2 exons. The record is from RefSeq and is a predicted model, not a curated record.